This is a messenger RNA of Encephalitozoon cuniculi GB-M1, 759 nucleotides long. RefSeq lists its product as uncharacterized. Gene Ontology annotation, biological process: COPI coating of Golgi vesicle. NCBI's taxonomy places the organism in Eukaryota, Fungi, Microsporidia, Unikaryonidae. Gene Ontology annotation, molecular function: GTPase activator activity. The record is from RefSeq and is marked provisional. The coding region runs from base 1 to 759 and encodes 252 amino acids. The transcript has a single exon.
AUGUCCGAAGAUGGCGUGCUUGACAAGUCAUCUGUAAACAGAUUCUUCAAGUACAUAAGGAUGCAGUCGAAUAACAAAAGAUGUGCAGACUGCAACAACCCGUCGCCAAUAUGGGUGACAGUGACUUACGGAUUCUUUAUAUGCACGGAAUGUGCAGCAAAGCAUAGAGAGCUCGGUGUUGGAACAACUAAGGUAAAAUCUACGAUUCUAGACACAUGGAGCCUUUCUGAGCUCCGACGAGUGUAUGUAUCCGGAAACUCCAAUGCUCCGAAGCUUGGGAAGGUUACAGAUCUCCGGACUAAAUAUACAAAGGCAGCGUGGUACUCCAAGGUUGUUGACGAGUUGUCUGGGAAGAGCGAAAUGGAUGAACCCGGCACCCUGUUCAUUGAUAACUUAUCCAAAAGAACAGAGAGGGCCUUAGAGCCCAGAAAGAUAGAGGAGAGGAGGAUGCCCAGGUUUUCCGACUCUGAUGCAAAGUAUGUGGAGGAGAAGAGCACAGUGGCUGAGAAGGAGCUCAGGGAAUUGACGGAGUCCAAUACCAACAUGGACAGGCCGGUUACCAUCAAAAGAAAUUCGCUUCCGUCUCUUCGGACGUCUGAAAAGAGGGGCUUCAAUGUUGAAAGCACUGGAUCUGAUGCAAAAAAGCUCGGAUUUGGAGCGCUAAAUCUACUGAAGGAUGGCAAAGAUAAUCCCUCCUCUGAAAAAGGAGAAAGCCCCAAAGUGUGUAAGGAUCCUUUUUGCCAGGAUGAAUCGAAAUAG